This is a messenger RNA of Parnassius apollo (apollo), 1503 nucleotides long. NCBI's taxonomy places the organism in Eukaryota, Metazoa, Arthropoda, Insecta, Lepidoptera, Papilionidae. The record is from the annotation of a GenBank genome assembly.
AUGGUGAUAGCCCAACUUGAGAAACAAGACAUCGAACAAAUUGCGGACCUGUUGUACAACCCACCAGCAGUCGACCAGUAUAAUUCACUGAAGGAUCGGCUGAUCUCCGCAUACGAAGAAUCCGACAGUCGACAGCUACAAAAACUUCUAUCAGAAAUAGAACUUGGAGACCAGAAACCCACACAACUCCUACGCAAAAUGCGUACUUUGGCGCGAGAUAAAGUUCCGGAUUCAACACUACGGCUAAUGUGGGUAAACCACCUACCACCACAUAUUCGAUCGGUAAUAGCAGUCAGCGAAACAUUCAGCACGCAGACGAAGCUCGACGAACUGGCACUCCUGGCGGACAAGAUGAUCGAAAACAGCAGUAGCUCACACAUAUCGAUCAUCGAAGGCACUUCAACAAAGGCCAAUGAUACCCAGUUUCUUCUCGAAGAAAUUCGGAAGCUAUCAUUCGAAGUCGCCGCGCUCAAAGCUUCCCAGCAUCAUACCUUUUACCAGCAACACCUUUUUUUGUCUCCGGAUCAUGUAUUGCAAGGAGGAUAUUUUCAUGAAACUCUUCGAAAAUUACAAGAACCUAACACUAGUAUACAACCGCAUAAUAUUAUGUAUCCAGUGUUUUUGCUAGAAAAUGAGGAUGGCUUUCAGUCAGUUUCGAGCAUGCCAAAUGUCUACAGGUACGGCAUUAACAAAUUGAUACCUGCCCUCACAGAGCUGGUUGAUAAAGGAUUAAAGGCGAUUCUUAUAUUUGGAGUGGUGGAAACAUUGGAGAAGGAUGCAAUAGGCACAAAUGCUGACUCACCACAAAACCCAGUUAUAAAAGCAUUGCCCAAAUUAAGGGCUGCGCUACCAAACCUGGUCCUGGCCGCUGAUGUAUGCUUGUGCCCAUAUACUUCCCAUGGCCAUUGUGGUUUGCUGACGCCAAAUGGUGCUAUUGACCAUGCUGAAUCAGUUAAGAGGAUAGCAGAGGUUGCCUUAGCCUAUGCUAAAGCAGGUGCUCAUAUAGUGGCUCCUUCAGAUAUGAUGGACAACAGAAUUAAAGCCAUUAAGGACGCUCUAGUCGAAAACAAACUUCAGAACCAGGUUUCGGUGCUAUCGUAUUCGUGCAAGUUCGCAUCGUCCAUGUACGGCCCGUUCCGUGACACGAUGAAAAGCUCCCCGAUGGCCGGCGACCGCAAGUGCUACCAGCUGCCGCCCGGCAGCGCCGGACUAGCCAUGAGGGCCGCUUGCCGGGACGUCGCGGAAGGCGCGGACUUUUUGAUGGUGAAGCCCGGUCUGCCGUAUUUGGACAUCGUCCGCCAGACCAAGGACAAGUUCCCGCAGCAUCCACUCUUCAUCUAUCAGGUUUCCGGUGAAUAUACGAUGAUAUGCCGCUGCGGUGACGCCAAGGAGGUGGAGACAACUCUUAUGGAAACUCUCACCUGCAUGAGACGAGCCGGAGCGGAUUGUAUAAUAACAUAUUUCGCGCCAUUAAUUUUAAGCAUAAUAUCAAAUAAACAAUGA